AUGCAGCCGGUCAAGGUCUCGGUGGGGGCCGCCGUCCUGUGGCUCGCCAGCUGGUGCCUGCUGGCCGCAGGUCACCCCUCGGAGCUGGAGGACCCCUGGCAGCCCAGCUCCCCCCAGUCGGACUCUGCGAACUGGCCCCACUUCACCAAGUCGGCCCCUCUGGUGCCGGCCUUCACCAAGACCCCUGCCCAUAAGCACAACACGACCCACCACCAUCGCCACACCACCACCACCGCCCCCGCCAACCACACCUCCCACCCCCACACCACCACGCCCAGGAAGCAGACCACCACCCGCCACGCUACCACCCGCCACGCUACCACCACCCGCCACGCUGCCACCACUCACCCUGCCAAUCGCACCUCCACUGCCCACCCGACUAGCCACCCCCAGAACACGACGCAUGAGAAGCACCCCACCACCCACCAGGCCGCCACCACAACCCCCGCCAACCACACCUCCCACGCCCACCCCACCACCACCACCACCACCCCCAAGACCACGGCCCCACGGCCCACUAAGCCGCCGGGUGUGCUGGUGGGCAAUUACACCGUCAAGCAAGGAUCCGCCGUCUGUCUGCGGGCAGAGAUGGGGCUGCAGCUGCGGGUCCGCUACGAAGACAAAGCCAAGCGGCAGGUCUGGGGAGCCUUUGCGGUGCAGCCCAACCAGACCAACUCCUCGGGGACCUGUUCCAGCAAGACGGCCACCUUGAAACUACAUUUCCCAGAGGGCUUUAUUCUCUUCACUUUCCAAAAGAACGAAACAGAAAAGACAGCCUACCUGAGCCAGGUCCAGGCCAAUCUCACCUACGGGUUCCCCCAGGCGACGACAGAGAAGACCUUCACGGCCAACAACACCUCCCUCCGGGAGUUCUCGGCCCCGCUGGGCAUGUCCUACCAGUGCCUCAACCGCAGCCUGGACCUCACUGAGGACUUCCACUUGAGCGCCCUGAGCGAGCGGAUCCAGGCCUUCCAGCUUCAGGAUGGGAAGUUUGGAGAAGCCGAGGUGUGUCCCGAGCAGAAGCGCUCCAUCGUCCUGCCCGUCGUGGUGGGCGUGGUCCUCGGCCUCCUCAUCCUCAUCGUCCUCGUGGCCUUCGCCGUGGGACGGUGGCGGGCCCACACGGGCUACGAGUCCCUCUGAGAGCCCCCCCC
This is a messenger RNA of Protobothrops mucrosquamatus (brown spotted pit viper), 1151 nucleotides long. RefSeq names its product CD68 molecule (gene CD68). The record is from RefSeq and is a predicted model, not a curated record. Bases 1 to 1140 code for a protein of 379 amino acids. NCBI's taxonomy places the organism in Eukaryota, Metazoa, Chordata, Lepidosauria, Squamata, Viperidae. The transcript has 6 exons. Gene Ontology annotation, cellular component: membrane.